Molecule: messenger RNA, 4639 nt
Organism: Enhydra lutris kenyoni (northern sea otter)
Lineage: Eukaryota; Metazoa; Chordata; Mammalia; Carnivora; Mustelidae
Product: coiled-coil domain containing 57
Exons: 20
Coding region: 233-3193 (986 amino acids)
Source: RefSeq, a predicted model, not a curated record
CCGCUCCCCGCUGGCGUGCGCGGAAAGUAUCAGUCCGCGGUGGAUUGGAGAUCAAGAGGCAAGGAAGCGGCUCGUGAGUGCUGAAUCUCCUGGACGCCGAGGCGGGUGCCGCGUCGGGCCGGCGGCUCUCGGAGGCUGGCGGGCUCCAGCACUCGCUCGCAUCCUUCGCGGCCACGUUUCCUCAUCCGUUCGGGAGCCUGUUCUGAAGGACCCAGCUCUUGUCGCCGCGCCGAUGCUGCCGCCCACGGAGCAGGCCCUGAGCCCGCUGCUGGCCCGCAAGGAGGAGGAGCGGCGAGCGCUGCAGGAGGCGCACAGCCAGCUGCACCAGGCGCAGGGGGAGCUGCGGAGCCUGCGGGAGGACUUCGUCCACAACCUGCGGGUGCUGGAGGAGCGGGACCGCGAGCUGGAGCGCUACGACGCGGCCUUCAGCCGGGCCCAGGGGCUGGAGGAGGCACAGCGGGUGGAGGUGAGCGAGCUCAGGGUGGAGGUGGCCCGGCUGCGGCAGGCGCUGGCCCGAGAGGCCCGGUGGCGGGAGGACCUGCUGCAGGAGCACCGGCGGGAGCUGCAGGAGCACCGGCGGGAGCUGCAGCGCGCGCACAGUGAGAAGAGCGGCGAGACGCACCAGCAGCGGCAACAGUACGAAAGCCUGAACCGGCAGCUGGAGAGAAAGCUCGCGGAGCUCGACGGCGAGCUAGCUCUGCAGAGGCAGGAGCUGCUGCUGGAAUUCAAGUCGGAACUGCAGAAGCGGGAGCGGGGGUUCCGCCUACAGGCAGACAGCAUGAGCAGCGUGGUCUUGACUCAUGAGCUCAAGGUGAAAGUGUUGAACGAGGAGCUGGUGGCUGUGAAGGAGGCAGCCGCCCAGGCCACGGAGUCGCUGCGGAGCGCGGAGGCCGCCGGCGCGGGGCUGGAGGACGAGCUGCAGCGCAGGGACCGGGAGCUCAGGGACGUGGCCGCCGCCAAGGAUGCCCGGAUAAAGGACUUAGAGGACAGACUGAACUGUGUGCAGCUCUCCAGGAAGAAAGAAGAGGAGGUGGCCAGGAGGAAGCACGACGAGCUGGACCGUCUGGCCAGGGAGAGGGACGCGGCGCUGGUGGCUGUGAAGGGCGCCCACGCGGAGCAGCUGCAGGCCCUGGAGGCCCGGGCCCGGGAGGUGCAGGCCCGCUGUGAGGCCCUCGAGCUGCAGCUGCGCCGGGCCGAGUGGAGGCAGGGGGACGCGCUGAGGGAGAAGGACGCCGCCCUGGACAGACUUCGGGAAGACAUGUUGGCUCUAAGAUCCGGCUGGGAUGCCCAGAUCGCUGAGCUGUCCAAGGAGAUGAUCUCCAAGGACCUCCAGAUUCAGUCACUGCAGGCAGAGGCAGUGGAACUCAAGGCACAUCUGGCCAGAUGUCAGCAGGACAUUGGAAGGUACAAGCAGCAGCUGUCCACAGCCGAGGAGAGGGAGCGGGGCCUGGAGCGCGAGAAGGCGCAGCUGGAGCUGGACUGGCGGCAGCGCUGUGACGCCGUGGAGAGGGACCACUACUGCAAGGCCGAGGACCUGAUUCGGGCCCUGAGCGAGGCGCGGGAUCAGGCGGCUGCCAAGCUCCAGGAGACGGAGCGGACACUGCGUGACCAGGAGGGGGUGCUCAAGGCCUUGACGCUGGAGAGAGACCAGGCCGUGCAGGCUUUGAGGACACGCGGCCUCCUUCCCGAGAAGGAGGUGCAGGUGCUCCUCGGGCAUCGGGAAGAGGAAACAAGGGCAAGUUUUCCGUCCAAUGAGGUGCAGAGGCUCCAGGAGCAGAACAGAAGCUUACGAAGGGCCAUCGCGGAGAUGAGGAAAGAAAUGGAGACUCUGAGUGACCACGUUCCUCCUCCUGCCCCGUCGGGGGUUCGGGCCUCCGACACAGAGCAGCCCCGUCCAAGCCCAGAGGCAGCAGCUGAGGCGCCUGAUCACGUUACGGUCCUUGAAACAGAAAUACGAAAUCUAAAGCAUAAAUUUAAAGCCUUGGAAGAACAACUAGAAGACAUGUUCGAUCCUUCAAAGACGUCCUCCUCUUACACUGACUUUCAACCCAGCGUCCACACCUCGGCUGAUGUCCCCGGAGGAGCUGUGCCGGCCAAAGGUGCCCCCGUUGGGCUAGCGCUCGGGAGGCUCCGAAACAGGGCACGUGUCGUGAACCGCCUGGUGGCCCGACACAGGCAGAAGGUGCUGCAGCGACCCCUGGACGUGGACACCGUCCCGCACGAGCUUCCCCGUGAGGUGGACCAGGGGUGCCAGCAGGUCUCGGAGCUGCGGAAGCAGGUGUUUGAGCUUGAGGAGCACCUCGGGAACAGGCCGCUGUUGCCCACCUUGGACGAGGUGGCCCUCGGGAGGGAGAGCCCCACAGACCAAAGACCCAGAGCGACUGAGGACCAGGGGCCACAGCCCCCACAGGCCUUGUCUGUGCCCCGACUCCAGAGGAAACUAAAGGAGGCCACCCGAAAAAUCCUCCGCCUCUGCCUGGAGAAAGAACAGCUCCUGGAGAUGGGGAACAGGCUCCGUGCAGAGCUCGGCCAUCGUGCCCUGGGGGAAGCACCUCAUCACCCCCUGCCCGGCGCCGAGGUCCAGAACCGGAGCGUCAGCUGCGAGGCCCCUUUGGGACAACUGCAGCCCCGUUUUGCAGCUCAGGGCUCUGAGAACACCAGCAACACCCGUGUCUCUGAGCGCUCAGGGAGGGUGCAGCCCCGCCGGGCCCAGACAGCCGGGAGAAGCCAGCCUCCGCAGGGCCAGGCCGCGGGAGCAGUGACAAGGUCAGGGCAGCAGCACCGAAUGUCUGCGGCGACUUGCAGAUGCAGUUGGCACAAAGAAAACCGGUCCCCAAAGCCGCGCCCUGCUCACGAAUGCCCCACGGAGAGUAGGUGCCCGGCUGGGAGCUCCUCCUUGGUGGCCAGCAGUCCCCUCCAGGACACGUGGAAGUUACUGGACCUGGGAUCCAGCCCCUCUGGCCUCACGUCCCAGGACGACUUGGCACCAGAGUGCACUGUGCAACCAGCAGCCGACAGCCGUGGACACCCGGCCGCGAGCUCUGUGGCGACACGGGCAGCCUUUACCGUCGAAGGGAUGAAGAUGGAAGCUCGGGCAAAGGCCCUCCCCGCCAGACCCGCCAGAGCUCCCCCUUCAAAACUUAAAGGCUGCCAGCAGCCCCCUAAGAUCCGUAACUACAAUUUGAAGGACUGACUUCUCGGGCCUUCCUCAUGGCAACCGCCGUCCAGCCUCCCGUCCCGUGUUGGCACGUGGGGCCCGUGCUUUCAUCCCGCAUCGGGGUGGGGGGUGUGUGUGAGUGCCCACAUGUGCACGAGGAGAGUGUGAGUGUGCCCACGGCCCCGGAGCAGAGGCCCCAUUGACCGACCCAGAGCCAUAAAAGCCUGUGCCUCCCAUGCUCGUGCUCAGCCCUGCAGUCCUCACCUGGGAGAGGAAGCCAGGAGGGCAGCGUGGCUGGUAAGCCUGCUGCGGUGCUGGGGGACACUGGGAGCAGAAUAUCCGUCCACAAAACAGGCAUCUCCCCACAGGGUGCUGCCAUGCGUGGGGACCUCCUGGAAGAAGGGACGGCCUAGCUGCUGGCAUCUGGCCCCUGGUGAUGUGGGGGUGGCACUUCCAGACCUCUUUGGCCCCGUGAGGCCAACACAGCAGGUCAGUCUGGAGCCUUCUACGUCCGCUCCCCACGUAGGACAGAAGUGAGGCAUUCCCAACAGCCUGAUGCCUGGGGCUGGACACUGAACCCCUUGCUCCAAGUACCACAAAACCACACCCACACUUCCCUACCUGAGAAACGUCUCACACACUGUAACCACACAUGCUUGGCACUUGCGGACUUGCUCUGCAGGGAACGACCCCAAUUUCCUGCUGUGCUCCCCCAGAGCCCUCAGCCUCUGGCUCCUCUGGUGUCCACACCUGGUUGGCAGAGCCAGGCCAUUCCGUGCCCGCGGCAGCGCUCACUAACAGAGACAGUCUGUCCACGCCUGAGGCAGAGUGCGGUCGUGCCCUCAAGCAGCCUGAGCUCUCUGCGCGUGCAGGCUUUCCCUUUCUGGGCAGCGGCUCCCACGGAACCGGGCAGACGGCUUCUCUGGGAGGAUGGGAGAGUGCUGGGGGAAGGCUGACCGGCACACAUCGUGCCACCUUUGUGGCUUCCGUUGACCUCAUGUAGAAUGUGCACGACGUGCUCUCCCCACCUGGCUCCCAGGUGCAGGGGCGCUUGUGGAAGCACAUCGCAGGGAGAGACCAUGAACGGGUGGUGCUGCAGCUCACGCGUCGCCCUGAUGUCGGGCCAAGAGACCACAGACCAGGCUCCAGUGGUCUGCAAUGGCUCCUGCCCCAUCCCGCGCACCCUUGAGCUCCAUGUGACGGCACACGGGCCUGGGGACGUCCUUGCCACAGGAUAAUACUCGGCCUGGGCCCACUGUGCUUCCAGGAGCUGCAGAGGCCAUGCGGGGGGGGCCCCCCCCGCUGUGCCAGGAAGCAACCUGGAGGAAGACUUGCCGAGGGGGGUGGUGCGGGCUCUGCCGUUUCUGGUGUGUCCUUAGAAGUGAGGCGUGGCUGUGUGACUUCCUUAAGCUGAAAACCUGAGCGGAGAUGCAUUGUGACUUUCCGAAGAGGCACUUAAGAGCCCAUGAGCGGGGUGCCUGG